AUGUCACAAUACAUUGCUUCCAACAAGCAAGAUGGAUAUCGAAAUGUCAUUGAUGAGAAUUGCGGCCCUGAACCAAUGGAGUAUAUCUUUAAUCAGGAUAAAUGCAUUGUUGAGAUGUUUGCAGCUCAUAGUGAAUACUUGAAUAAUAAAAUCUCGAAUGAGUUUUCUCCGGCUUGUCCAACACGGAUUGAAAAGCCAAAAGAUAAAGACAUUCGAAUAAAAGAGCCCAACGUAAAGCGUGAUUAUGUGCGUUAUACUAUCCUUUCAAUUAAAAAAAAAUAUACGGUCGAACCUAAACAUUGGAAUAAAUCUUUUUGCGGGACUGUAUUAUGGAUGCUUUCAUAUUCCCUUACCAGAACCAAGGAACAGGAACAUGAUAAAUACUUGAUCUUCGAAUAG
Phycomyces blakesleeanus NRRL 1555(-) is the source of this 399-nucleotide messenger RNA. RefSeq lists its product as hypothetical. Bases 1 to 399 code for a protein of 132 amino acids. NCBI's taxonomy places the organism in Eukaryota, Fungi, Mucoromycota, Mucoromycetes, Mucorales, Phycomycetaceae. The record is from RefSeq and is a predicted model, not a curated record. The transcript has a single exon.